Messenger RNA from Anopheles coustani, 2513 nucleotides. Its product is annotated as ESF1 homolog. Gene Ontology annotation, molecular function: RNA binding. The record is from RefSeq and is a predicted model, not a curated record. The transcript is spliced from 2 exons. Gene Ontology annotation, biological process: rRNA processing. Gene Ontology annotation, cellular component: nucleus. NCBI's taxonomy places the organism in Eukaryota, Metazoa, Arthropoda, Insecta, Diptera, Culicidae. The coding region runs from base 38 to 2467 and encodes 809 amino acids.
UCUAGUUCCCUGAGUAGUUGAUAAAAAACGUCCCAGAAUGAGAGAAACUAAGAAACAAAAGGCACCUUCGGGUAAGAAACUCGCCAAUGGGACCCAACCAACGGUUAGCAACCCGAAGCAGGAAACGGCCGGUGGCAAUGCUGGUGUUUCGAGCAAGAUAUGGGACGACGAACGUUUCGCCCAUCUCAUCAACGAUCCCCGCUACCGUGGCAUGCCAAAAUCGAAGAAAAAGGUACAAAUCGAUAGCCGCUUCAAGGCGAUGUUUGAAGAUGGUCGGUUCACCGAACGAGCCACGGUGGAUCGUUACGGCCGGAAGCUGCGCCAGACUCAUAGCGACGAAAUGAAGAAAUUCUACGAACUGGAGGAAAGCGACGACGAGGAUGAGGAGAAGGCACAACGCGAACGGGAACUGGAAGAGCGCGCAAUGGAGGGCCGGAUGAAGGAGGAGGAAAAUGAAAAGGACACAAGUGGGUCAGACUCCGAAUCCACCGACGACUUGGAGCUGAAUGAGGAGGAGAAAAACUUGGAUAUACCGACCAAAAUAAAAAAGCGGCUGAAGAACCUGGAAAUAGAUUACGCCCGAGGAGAAGGCGUUCUCUUGACGGAGAGUUCUUCGGAUGAUGAUUCGGACGAGGGUUUUGAAGGGGCGGACGAUGACGAUGAAGUGUUCAUCGAGCACGUGUGGGGCGAAUUGGAUGCGGACGCGGAACGUACCGAAGACUCGACGAAACGGUUGGCCGUUUGUAACAUGGACUGGGAUCGGAUUCGGGCGGUGGAUAUUAUGGUUCUGUUAAACUCUUUCCUUACGCCGGGAUCGACCAUCAAGAGUGUUGCGAUCUACCCCUCCGAGUUUGGCAAAGAACGUAUGCAAGAAGAGGAAACACGGGGCCCACAAGAACUCACCUCGCGCGUUAUGGAGGACUCCGAAGAGGAAGCGGAUGGUGACGAAGAGUCCCAAAAAGAACGGUUGCGUGAGUAUCAGCUAAAUCGGCUGAAAUACUACUACGCCGUCGUGGAAUGCGAUACGGUCGAAACGGCGGACAAAAUCUACAAAGAGUGCGACGGUGUGGAGUACGAAAGUACGGCCAACAAAAUCGAUCUCCGUUUCAUCCCGGACGACAUGGAGUUCAACGAUGAGCCGAAAGAUCUCUGUUCCGAGCUGCCGGACAUGAGCAAAUACGUGCCGCGUAUCUUCACCACAUCCGCCCUGACGCAGGCAAAGGUCGAGCUGACGUGGGACGAAAACGAUCCGGAUCGGAAGGAGUUCAACGAAAAGAUCCGGGACGGCAAAUGGGCUCAGAUGCCCGAAUCGGAGCUGAAAAAGUAUGUCGUUUGUUCGAGCAGCGACGAAGAGGCGGAUGAAGAGGAGGGAAAGAAAAACGGAAAGACAAAGAAGCGGCCACUUGUGCUCCUCCGAGCCCCCGAAGCAAGCAGCGGUUCGGAUGAAGGGGCGAGUAGUGAAUCCGAUGGCGAACCGAAAGGACGUCGCAAGGAAGAGAUGAUAGCGAAAUAUAAAGCCCUACUGAAUGAGGUCAAGGAACAGUCGCGGAGUGACGAUAAGGUUGAGAUGGAGUUCACUUGGAAGGUGAAUGACGAUGGGAAAGAUAAGGGAGAAGCGGCCGAUAGCGAGCAGGAGGACGACGACAGUGACGGGGAGGGCCAGCAGCAUCAGCGUGGUCGGACCAAAUCGCUCCCGGAUGAUGUGAAUCCUUUCGAAAAGAUUUUACAAAAGAAAAAGGAAAAAGCCAAACGCCGAAAGGAACUCAAAAAGCGACGCAAACGUGGCCAACUGGAUGGUUCUGACGACGGGGAUGCUAAUGAAGACGACAGUUCAGACGACGAUACACCGUACGGGGUCGAUCUGAACGAUCCCUUCUUUGCCAGUGCGUUCGAUGAAAACGAAUUCGACCUUGGCAAGAAAAAGAAGAACAAAAAGAAGGACCGUGAGGCGAUACAACAGUCCAAGGAGCAGGAGGAACGGGAAGCCGCAGAGGAAGCGCGCCGUAAGGCCGAGCUGGAGCUGCUGUUGGACGACGGUGAGGACAAUCGGGCACACUUUAAUCUGCGCGCCAUCCAGGAGAGCGAGAUCGAUCUUAAGUCGGUCUCGAAAGCGAAACGUCGUCGUAUACUGAAAAAGAGCAAGCAGGAGAUCGAGGAGAAGCGCAACGCCAAGCAGGCGGUGACGGACGAUUUCGAGGUCAACGUGGAGGAUGACCGUUUUGGGGCCAUCUUCUCGAAGGCGGAGUACAACAUCGAUCCCACGAACCCGGCGUUCAAGAAAACGAAAGGUAUGGAUCGUUUGAUCGAACACAAACUGAAGAAACGCCGGCUGGCGGAAAACGAUAUGCCAGCGGAAGAUGGUGUGAUGGUUGCAUCACAGCAGGCUCCGGGGAAACAGAUGAAAAAGGAUGUGGCGACUACGAUGCUGGUGAAAAGUAUCAAACGAAAAAUUGGCAAGGCCACAUAGGGUGUAUAAUGUGUGUUAAUAAAAGCAAAUGUCAUCAAAAACAUGU